Phytophthora nicotianae INRA-310 is the source of this 2711-nucleotide messenger RNA. RefSeq lists its product as hypothetical. Lineage: Eukaryota; Oomycota; Peronosporomycetes; Peronosporales; Peronosporaceae. Bases 124 to 2559 code for a protein of 811 amino acids. The transcript has a single exon. The record is from RefSeq and is a predicted model, not a curated record.
GAUUUUGGGAUUUUGUGCACUUCAACAUCUCAAUUUUUAGUCCGAAAAGGCAACUUCCACGAGCUCCGGAAGGUGCUGCAUGCUGCUUGUUCACUUUCUGCUGUUGGUUCUACAGUAAAGACAAUGAUGCAGCAAGACGAAGAGGACGGCGUGCCCUUCGACAUGUUCAGUUGCGGUAGCGACUUCAGCCGAGAAUACUACGCGUCGAUGCACACUCCACCAACGCGUUCCCAACCUCGUAGCGAUGCUCUACCACCGCCUAGCAACUGGACGGUACUGUCAUCUCUGCGUCAUACAGCCAUCCUCGGAGAGCAGAAAGUGAAGAUGCCGCUACUGAUCCGCGUCCGUGACGCAAGAGUACUGGCUGGAGCUGCUGCGUUCGUGGCUGCACUGAUGCUGCUCGUUGGGGUCUUCACGGAAGGAGUACCAGUGGGUUCUCGCGACUCGGUGGCGUCGAUCGACGAGCUUAACAAAUAUAAUUUUUAUACCGGUACAAUUGCAGCGACGCUGGCCAAGCCGUUCGAGAUGGCACUCGCGUUCUUCGUUCCAGUGUUGAAUUUGGCGCUCUCGCCUCGGAACAGCUUACAGAACGACUCGAUGGGCUGGAGAACCCUACAGUUCUGUACACAAGGCACUCUGGUAGCGCUGCUGACUGGAGCUUUCAGUACUCUUAACGUACAGCAACUGGAUCCAGAAUUGAUGCCUGUGAUCAUCGCUUCCGACUUGUCGUCAUCGUUUUCGACGGGAUCGACUGUAACCAGCAGCGAUGUUGCAUUUUCGCUACGACCAACAGCUGACACACUACUGCGUAGUGCAAUGCUCCCGGUGUAUGUCAAUACAACCGAGAGUGUUUGCCAGGGCCGUGGAGGCUGGCCGAACAUUGCUACGACCUACGCUUUCUUCGCCAACGACUGGCUGGUGAAUCUGCUCCCGGACGGUCGAGAGACCGAGUUCACGUUGCAUACGAACGUCGGUGACAUUGCCUCCGAUUCAAUCACCGACGGCAAAAAUGAAGCUACCAUCAACGGAUUCAAUGCUACCCUAUCGGGUAACCUGCUGCUGUACGCGAUGUUCUUCUCACAGACGCUACUGGCGUGGAACGGGCUCUCGUACCUCGAGAAUAACUCGCUAGCUCAAUUCCAAGAAGAGGUAAUAAUCUGGCGAGCAUUGGAAGCUGUUACCGAGGUCGACUUCCAACUAGCUGCAAGUGCCAUGCUGCAGACGACACUCAAGGAGCAGUCCACGCGUCUCGGGUUGGCGUUUGACACCGUUGCAGCUUCCUUCAACACGUCACACGUAAAGUUGUCGGAAGACAUUGAAUUUGACACCGUCACGAUUGAGAUCCCUUUCGACGAGCAUGCUAUUGCGGACAACAGAUCACCAACGAGCUCAAACUCGUCUCUUCUCUACAAGCUUAACUCCAUUACCGAGUGCGGCGAGACGGCGUGUUUGAUCCCGCCACCUAGAGACUCAUUCUCGCCCACUGAGACGUUGGGGGAUACUGCCUACACACAAUGGAACGUUGAGCCCCAGAUCCAGGCCUUCGCAGCCUGCAUCUUCGAGGACGGUACCGAAUUCAUGACAGUAGACUACCUACACGGCGCUAGCUGCACUCGCCGAUCCUCGACGUCGUUCUUAAUCUACAGUUUUGGGCGUCGGGUGGUCGCCAACGACGUGACAGUCGACGCGUCGAGUUCCUCGCGCGUUGUGGAGGUGACGAACAUACAGCGCUACCACACGAUUACACUCGGCCGGCUGUCCUGGCACACGAAAGAUCUGGCCAACGACUUCAAUGCCGCCUGUGGCAACAGCACGUGCAUGGGGAUCAGCUUUCUGCUUGAUAAUGCUUCAUCUUUGGCUUCCGCGCGAUACCUGGUCGUCGGUGAAGAACACCUCCCUGUUGACUCGUUAGGCGAUUUCGAUGGACUGUACUCGCGGUGGACCCCACUGGCAAUGGUAACGACACCAAACGACAUGCAAGGCGAUCUAUUAUUCCCACGGAAUGUCCGUAAUGGUCUCAAUUGGGACCUCGACGGACAAUGCUCGACCAGCGUGGACGUGUUCGCCACACAGGUGGAGCAGAACCACUGGUACAUGAGUUACGGACUGCAAGAGGCGUACACAGCGGCGCUCUUCCUGCUCUUCCAGAACGCUGUCGUUCGAGAGGAACAGCAGAGCGUCGACGGAUCUCGAACGCUCAACUUCGAUGGAAGCAUUACGCACGUGACACUGGAAGCACGGAUUCCAUUUCCGUCCGCUCUGAUUUCCAUUGUUGGCAGUGUCAUCGUACUAGCAGGAGCUCUAUGCAUCGCCGUCGCUGGCCGACGUAAGGAAGGCACGAUCCAGCGAGAUCUGGGCGUGGAAGAGAUCGCGAAGGUGCUGCUCGUGGAUCAUCGCUUUCCAAGGCUCUUUUUGGAUUGCACACUGGACGACCCAGACGCUCGUGUGCGCCGUCCGCUCCAUACUUUCCACAUAAGUGCGCUCGUGUUGCACCAUGAACCACAGCCUAGCAGUAACAAUGAUGCAGGUGUAUUCAUCCAGUACCCACCUCUCACGUGAAUCUAUUGCCCAGCGAUGGGAACUUGGUCAUGGUUCCCCUUAGCUUCAGCAUGUAACAUAAAGCAACACGAACGUAACAGACUCAAGAGAUCUACAAGAAUCGCUCCGUUGUCUAGGAAAACCACAGAUGAAGUGGCGUUAACAACAAGGCC